CCCUUUAGGGUUUAAGGACGUUAAACCCAGAAUCCAACAUUUCUCGUUCGAUUCGAUUUGAAAUUCUCAGUGAAGAUCAAAAAUGGCGAAUUCAAUGGCUACACUUUCGAGAAGACUCUAUCGAUCUCUUCUCACGAACCCUAGAAUUUCUCAAUCUUCCAUGUCUUUCUGCACCAACAACAUCACUUCCCCAGAAGAUUCCGACUUUGACGAGUUAACGGCUAACUCGGACACUGAAUCACCCAUUGAACCCAAGGCUUCAGAUCCAGUUUCUCGAUUUUCCGGAGAAGAACGCGUUAUGGAAGAGCGUCCACUCGAAAAUGGCCUUGACUCUGGCAUUUUCAAGGCGAUAUUGGUGGGGCAAGUGGGUCAGCUUCCUCUGCAGAAGAAGCUUAAGAGUGGUAGAACUGUCACUCUCUUCUCUGUAGGAACUGGUGGGAUCAGGAACAACCGGAGACCACUUAUUAACGAAGACCCGAGAGAGUAUGCGAGCCGGUCUGCUGUGCAGUGGCACCGUGUCUCUGUUUAUCCUGAGCGCUUGGCAGAGCUUGUGUUGAAGAAUGUUGAACCCGGUACAGUUAUCUACUUGGAGGGUAAUCUGGAGACAAAGAUUUUCACUGAUCCAGUCACUGGUUUGGUUCGACGUAUAAGAGAAGUAGCAAUUCGUAGAAACGGCCGAGUUGUGUUUUUGGGAAAAGCCGGUGAUAUGCAGCAACCAAGUUCUGCUGAGCUUAGAGGCGUUGGCUAUUACUGAUUUUUAACAUACAAAAUUGUCAUAAAGGUACACAAUUUGCUUUUGUAGUUUCACUUCUGUUAUCUCUUCUUGUGUAACUUGAAGGUUUGGUUUAGUGUUCUUCAAUUGGCGUUGGCCCUUUACAUUGUUU
Arabidopsis arenosa is the source of this 884-nucleotide messenger RNA. The record is from the annotation of a GenBank genome assembly. NCBI's taxonomy places the organism in Eukaryota, Viridiplantae, Streptophyta, Magnoliopsida, Brassicales, Brassicaceae.